This is a messenger RNA of Linum trigynum, 3344 nucleotides long. The record is from the annotation of a GenBank genome assembly. Lineage: Eukaryota; Viridiplantae; Streptophyta; Magnoliopsida; Malpighiales; Linaceae.
CAGGUGUCUUCAAAAGAUUGAAUUUCCACAAAUAGUGUAAGAAGUGGGUUAGUGGCCGUGGGCUUGUAGAAAAUGAAUAAGACUUUGUGGGCUGGUAGAAACUAAAAUGUAAAAAGGAAGUAACAGCAACAGUGAACGGUUUUACGCGAAAAGGCGGAGAGGAGAAGACCAAUCAAUCCCUCCGAAUUAUGUGGUAUAAACAGCACGGGCUGAUGUGGCAAUAGUCUUAUAUUGACAUUGCCUUAUAUGUUUUUGUAGAUAUGUUUUUGUAGAUUUAAUUGAUCCAAUUCAAGAAAGAAAAGAAGACAGGGGGAGAAGUGUUACUUACUGAUGGGCCUCCAUUUGUUGGAUCCAGGUUUCGAUCAGAGUCCGCGAGGCUGAUCCCAAUUCGAUCAGGCCCAAAGCUCAAGGUAGAAAAAGAAUGAAAGACCCAGAAGGUUAUUUAGGCAAAUUUGUUGAGUCGGGUAUCAAUCCAAUCGACUCACUAAUUAUUCCUAAUCCCCACUCACUAAUUCUUCACUAAAUGAUGAUAGACUAGCGAUAAGUACUCCAUUUUCUUAUACUAAUAAUUGAAAACAAUUUCAACUGCAAUGGGACCUCAAGGGAACUAGCAACAUCAUGGUACGGUAACACACGAUUCUCAGGUGCUCCUGCGGUAACUUUACUGUCAGAUUACAAGUUAGUUAGCUAUGUUAUGGCACGACAACAAACAAUUCAAGUUGCGUCUCGAUUUGGACCAGAUCGAUUAAAUUCAAAAUAUCAUCUGACACGACAGAUCAUGAAAGUUGACAUGUCAUCAUGUCAAUUACGAUAAGAGAUAAAUGGGUUGAGGUGAACCCUUGUUAUACUGAACCAAGUACAACGGAGGAUCAAUCAAUGUUUCAGAAACCGUAGCUUAUAUAUCAUCCGUUCAUAGUGGUAAUACUAGGUACAGGAUUCCAACCGAUAGGCAAUUUUAACAACAUUACAUGAUCGAAUCACAAUUUACAACAAAAUACUACACCAUUAACUUUUUUCCCGAUAUAACAUCGGAUAAUAUUUAACAAUUUAUUUUAGUUACAACCAUAAAUUACUCAUGUAUACCACCCAACAUUUUCCUCAUAAUAAACCCCACCUUAUAAUUAACGACGCAUUCUCUCACUCCGCAAAACAACAAUUCCAACCGAUGGCGCAAAAGCCAAUACUCGCCACCUUCAACGCCUUCCUCCUCUUCUCCUCCACCGCCGCCGCCUCAAUCCCCACCAACCUCAUAAAGCAAACCUGCAACCAAACGCCGGACUACAACCUCUGCGCCUCCACCCUCACCGACGACCCACGCGGCCCCAACGCCGGCGACGUCCCUACGCACGCCCUCAUCAUGAUCGACUCAGUCAAAGCCAAGGCCACGUCGACGCUGGAGGAGAUCAAGCGGCUGAUGAAACAAACGGCGCCGUCUCUCAACCGCUCAAUGAAAAAGAGGAGAUCGAGCAUAACAAAACCGAACAUGAGAAAAGGGUUGGGGUGACGCAAUAGGGCUUCCUUGGUAGCAUUCUCUUCGGGUAUUAGCGGCCAAAAAGUUAGGCCCAAAAGCUACGAACCUGCAGUGACACGUCAUGGGAUUAGGGAUUAUGUUGCACUACUACUAGCACCGUGGGCUGGCUGGAUCGUCGGAGUACUGUUUUGGUUUUUACGAAAACUCCCCAAGAACAAGUUUCCUACUCUAACCAAAACAUGUGGCCGAGCACUGGACAGUAACAGAUGAUCAUGUUUCCAUGUUGGAAAGAAAAACGUUUCACCUAAUGAGCAAAGCCUUGUUAUACGUACGUUAUAUGGAUCCUUUUCAAAACCCAAAAUCUCGACGAGAGAGGGCAAAAUAUGAAGCUCGAGUGAUUUGAAUCAUGAUACUAGCUAAAUAUGAGGCAACUUGUAUGCGGGGGAAAAAAGAAUGAUGAUAGUAAAGCAAGGGACUAUUGGUUUACCAGAUUGUGCUAUUUUCUUAAUUCGUUACAAGUUCUGUGUAUAUUUUGUGUAGUUGACGUUGAAGUGGUGAAUUAUAUACUGUAUUUUUGUAUUAAAAAACAUGUUAUGCUAUAAACUAAAUUCGUACGGUUAACGUUUUGGUACAAAAAAUUUAGUUUUUACUUACAUUUUUCAAUAAAUUUUUUAUGGUACAAACUGAAAAUAUAUUUUUCUUUUAUAAUAAAAUUCAAUUUGUAUCCAUAUCUUUUCGUAUAUAUCAUUUUGAUACAAACUAAAUUCCUACAUUUAUUAUUAUUACUAUGAUACAAAUUCAAUAUAUAUCUGAAAACACCAAUACUUACAAGCUGCAAGCAUUCUAAAAUUCCUCAUUAUUAACAUAGUUAGUAAAAUACGGUAUAGGAAAGUAACGUAAAAAAUAUGUACGGGUAUUUUACUUUGUCUCUAUGUUAGUGUUACGUUUAAUAUUAUGUUAAUAGUCGUAAAUAUAUAAAAUUAAUUAUGUUAGAAAUGAAAAAAUAUAUAAAUAAUAGUGAAGUUAAUAAUUUAAUUCAUUAAAUACGGAUAUUAAACGUGUUAUACGAAUUUUAUAUGUGUUUAAUACGGGAGCCAUCAAAUAAACGGACAAAAAUGAAACGGCUUCACAAUAAUACUAAUACAAAAAUUUUAAAUAAAUAAAAUACAUACGGAUACAGUAUUAACUUAAGUAUUUAGUAACUAUGAUUAUUAAUGAAACUGCACAUCAGUUGUCCAUAUCGGACCACUCAUGUGAGUCAGUCAUGUCGACAGUCGACCACGCUGAGUAAGUUUUGGGUUGGAAAUCUGAUCAGCUAGAAAUGGAUGGCCCACUGGGCCCAUUUGUGUAUUAGGCUUAACUUGAUCUUGCCCCCAGAAAUAGCAAUUGUAACUAUACUUUUUCUGAAAAAUAUUUAUAGUACAAACGAAACAUGCAUCUUUACUUUGAGGUAUUAAUUUAUAUCUUUCCGUACAAAAUAUUUUAUAGUAAAAAUUAAAUUCGUGUUUUUACCGUUAUCACACACAAAUUCAACUUAUAACUGUAAACACCAAAUGCUUAACGAGCAAUCUAAAGUUCCUAAUUGGUAACAAAACUACACGUCAGUUGUCCAUAUCGGUCCACUCAUGUCGACCACGCUGAGCUCAGUUUUGGGUUGGAAAUCUGAUCAGCUCGAAGUGGGAAGGCCCACUGGGCCCAUUGGUGUAUUAGGCCUUAACAUGAUCUUGCCCCCAGAAAACAGCGGAGGAAGAGUUCGGUCAAAAUCACAUGAUCACAUUCACAUGGUUGGGUUCGUUUUGUUUGUGUGUGAUUUCUUUUGGGCUUUCUCGUAAUUUGCUGUUCCCGUUGGUUAAAAUGAAAGAGUUACAAAGGU